Fulmarus glacialis (Northern fulmar) is the source of this 812-nucleotide messenger RNA. RefSeq names its product nck-associated protein 1-like. The record is from RefSeq and is a predicted model, not a curated record. The annotation marks the transcript as partial. NCBI's taxonomy places the organism in Eukaryota, Metazoa, Chordata, Aves, Procellariiformes, Procellariidae. The transcript is spliced from 7 exons. Gene Ontology annotation, cellular component: SCAR complex. Gene Ontology annotation, biological process: cortical actin cytoskeleton organization; cell projection assembly; cell migration.
AACCUCUCCGUGUGCCCUGAGGAGGAGUCCAUCAUCCUGUCAUCCUUCGUCAGCUCCCUCUCAGCUCUCUCGGUCAAGGAAGUUGAUGACAAGGAACAGUUUGAUUUCACACCGCUCCGCCUGGACUGGUUCCGGCUGCAGGCCUACACCAGUGUGGCCAAGGCCUCGCUGCCGCUGGGCUCCAACCCUGACGUGGGUCGUGUCAUGAACCUCAUCGUCUUCCACACCAAACUGCUUGACUCCUUGGAGGAGCUGCUGGCUGAGGCCUCCGAUCUCUCCGAUCUGUGUUUCUACCCUCGCCCCAUGGAGAAGAUGUUUGUGGCGACGAUGGAGGAGCCCUCGAUGCUGCGCUACAGCAUCGCCUUCCCUCUGCUCUGCAGCCACUUCUCCCGCUGCGUCCACCCCAUGUGCCCAGAGGAGUAUCCCCACCUGAAGGCCAUAGCGCUGGGGAUGUGCAACAAGUUCCUGGAGGAGAUAGCCCGGCAGGCCAGCGCCUGCGUCAUGGACGCCUGUGCCGAGCAGCACAAUCUCAGCGAGCAGCUGCUGCCCAAGCACUGCGCCUCCACCGUCAGCAAAGCCCGCAACAAGAAGACCCUGAAGCAGCCGACCAAGAAGGGGGAGCCCGAGAGGGACAAGCCGGGAACCGAGAGCCAGAGGAAGGACCGGACCCUGACCACCAACAUGGACAAACUGCACCUUACGCUGGCCGAGCUGUCUCUGAGCCUCAACCACGUGCCCAACUUUACUGUCUUCGAGCACACGGUGACGCCGGCCGAGUACCUCAGCAGCCACCUGGAGACACGCUUCACCAA